Molecule: messenger RNA, 741 nt
Organism: Cyphellophora attinorum
Lineage: Eukaryota; Fungi; Ascomycota; Eurotiomycetes; Chaetothyriales; Cyphellophoraceae
Exons: 3
Coding region: 1-741 (246 amino acids)
Source: RefSeq, a predicted model, not a curated record
AUGAGCGCCCCUUCCUCAGACGCCGUCGCAGGCAAGGCCCCUGCAACAGCCAAAUCCAAGCCCAGCUAUGUCUCGAGUUCAGGCAACAUGCUCGAAUCACCACCACUCUCCGCCCGCCUAACCCGCCUCUCUGACUCAAUCUACAACUUCAUUGGCCUGUACCUCGUCUCCCUUCUCAGCCUCGACCCCUACACCGCCGCGCAAAACAGCCAGUUCAAUACUGUGGGAAGUGGCCCGAAUGCGUAUCAGGAGCGGGCUAGGUGGGGUGGUGUGAAUCGUGCUGGUGGGAGAUUGGGUGGUGGAGGAGGUGGGUUUGGUGGAUUUGGUAGCGGGGGUAGUGGGGGUGGAAGUGGCGGUGAUGGCCGGGGCCCUGGUGGAGGUGGCGGUGGUGGGAGUGGAAGGAGGAUGGGCACGGUGGAUGAUGUGAGGGGCGCGAAAAAAAUCAAUACAAGAGGUGAUGGCUAUCCUGCGCUAGGAACAUUGAAGGCGUGGAGCAUACAGUAUACAAGCAUACCCGAAUGCAAGAUCUUUCCAGGCGAAGGCGUCCCCGCAUACAUGAGCAAGAAACGCAACAACGCACUCACCAUACUACGUACCCCCUCCCCAAAGGCAGCAGAUCAACGCAAGUCAUCCCGCAGCGCCGCUCUCGUCCACACUUCAGACAUUGCCCGAAUGCCCGCUACGCUGCCAAGACAGCGCCCAGUCGACGACGCUCGCUUCGCUCUCCGCUCGCCCUCCUAA